AUGAAGAGUUGGUUUCGCGUAGGCUAUUGCUGGCAAAAGCUGCUCGCUGGGAACGGCGGCUGUGCUUUGAACAGCUUAGACUCAGAAGCCUUUGAGGCUCAACCGCUUCGGCCCAGGAUGGGGAUUGAGGGGACGUGGGGUCUGGCGGGCCUGGAGAUUGCUGCCGAUCCCAAACGAGAUCCAAACGUGCAAAAGGACCGCUCCGCGACCAUGGCGUCAGCACAGGAGCAGGCACAGGCCCAGGCGGCCAGCAAGACGAGGACAUCCACUGCGACAAUACCCACGCUCACGGUGGAGUUCAGCAAGGAGCUCACACGUCUGGGCUCCGUAAGCAACCGCUUGCGUCACAAAAACUCCGAGGACAUGGUCGAGACCGUGAAGUCUGCCCGGACACCCCGACUGCUCCACUGA
Molecule: messenger RNA, 411 nt
Organism: Symbiodinium natans
Lineage: Eukaryota; Dinophyceae; Suessiales; Symbiodiniaceae
Source: the annotation of a GenBank genome assembly